UCCCUCCAAUCCUUCCUCCAUGGCGCAAGCACAAGAUGGCUUCUUAUCUUUUCUCCCUCUUGUUUUUCCGGCCUUUUCUCUAGAUUUUUUGCUGCUCUUUUUUUCUUCCUUCAACGACUGGUUGGCUGGAUCAACUUCCCUCUUAUGUUUUUCUUUCUGGAAACCACGGAAAGAACGGAAGUCGCGCAAUGGACGGGGGUGAUGGUCCCAGCUACGAGCAGGAUAUUGGAAGAGCUGUUGCCGGUGUGGAUAUCCGUAGGCAGCAGAGGCGACGAGGGCCAAGUGAAGAGGAAGAAGAAGUCUCAGCCAUUGGACAGCAACAACGUCACUUGCUGACAGAGUAGAAAAUGUGCCUAGGUAACUUUAGAAUUUUACAUGUAUUGGGUGAUUCGAUUUUCCCCUGGAUAGAUUCUGUAUAUUUG
This is a messenger RNA of Linum tenue, 422 nucleotides long. The record is from the annotation of a GenBank genome assembly. Lineage: Eukaryota; Viridiplantae; Streptophyta; Magnoliopsida; Malpighiales; Linaceae.